AUGGUUGCAAUUCUGGCCGAAGCUAUGCGUUGCGGGUACCAUGACCUCCGCGGAUCACGAAUAUCACUAUCGGACAUACUUCUCUCAUUGCGAAGCUGCCAGGCAUCCGUGGUGUAUUCAGGAGACUAUGUGAACGUAGGUUAUUCCAUUGCGAAAUAUCUGGAGCAAGAACCGAGCCAGCUCAAGUUGCCAUUGAACCUUGAGGGCACUAGUGAUCAGGGUAAUUACAGAGCUUCACAAGAUCUCAACACAACAUCUGGUCAGCCUUUGAGCUUCUCCCUAGUUGACGACACCGUACGGCACCUACCGUCUUGGAUUCCAGAUUGGACGAUCCGCACGAAGCGAUUCCUGCUUAACCACCCCGCGUCCCGCUUCGCUGCGUCCAGCCAUGUAUCCUCCGCAGACUUAUAUGGAGUGAUAUUUGGUGCAUCAACUACCCAGAGAGCUACCAUUGAAUUUAUUGGCAUGAAAGUUGACGUCAUCUCGGAUACUAGCGAAUACAUGCCCCCACGCCGCCACUGUGAUCACUACACUUCAUAUAUGGGAAGAUCUCUCAUCAAGCGAUCAAACUCGCCUUGA
This is a messenger RNA of Parastagonospora nodorum SN15, 579 nucleotides long. RefSeq lists its product as hypothetical. The record is from RefSeq and is a predicted model, not a curated record. Lineage: Eukaryota; Fungi; Ascomycota; Dothideomycetes; Pleosporales; Phaeosphaeriaceae. The coding region runs from base 1 to 579 and encodes 192 amino acids. The transcript is spliced from 2 exons.